Adineta ricciae is the source of this 1452-nucleotide messenger RNA. NCBI's taxonomy places the organism in Eukaryota, Metazoa, Rotifera, Eurotatoria, Adinetida, Adinetidae. The record is from the annotation of a GenBank genome assembly.
AUGGAUAGAUUACGCCGAAAAUUUUCUAAAUUAAAAAACAAAUCCAAUCCAACAAGUGACGGCAGUGUAUAUAAAAAACAUGGUAAGAAUGACGAUCAAACGUAUCUGGAUACAAAAAACGGUGAAAUAUUCAGUAUAACAUCCUCUAUCGAUUACAUUGCCGAAGAGCUUUUUGCUAUUGCAAAGAAAUCUUCUCAUACGAUUCGGCUGUCGAAACUUCAUGACGAUUUGCUACAUUUAAAAGUAUUUAUUACAAAAAAAUUCAAAGAAAAUUCGGAAGAGCUUGUCGAUUCGAAUCGACAAAUCAGCGUAUUGAAACGGCAGUUGAACAAACAAUCCGUCGAUUUUGAUCUCGAUCCUGAAAGCUCAUUAAACACGAGAUACAAUCGAUCAUUCGCGAGCGAUCGCAGCAUGGCUGAUUCAACAUCGCAUCAUUCGCUAUGGUCACCCAAUUCAAUCAUACUGAGUUCAUCAUUGACGACACCGACAUUUCGUCGGCGCCUAGCUGAAACAUCGAUGUCUGAUAUCAACCAUUCAUCUGUGAUUCAAGAACAUUUUGUUUAUCUUUAUCAACAGCUGUGCUCGAAUUGCUCGAAAUGUUCAUGCUAUCAAUCAUUCAUUCGUAACCAAAUUGAAUUAGAAUAUCUAUCGAUCUGUUCAUACAAUGAACAAAUCAAAAGUGAAAACGAUUGUUUACAGCGCUUACUGGCUGAUUGUAAGCAUGCUUAUGAGCAACAGUAUGUCUUAUUCAGUCAAUACGAACAAUAUCUUAUUGAAUAUGAACAAUGUAUUCAAAUUCAAUACGAACUCAUCAAAGCUCUGCAACAAUUUGUUGACCGAUAUCAAAUAUCGUUCGACCAACGAAAACAUACGAUCAACACGCAUGAUGAUCAUUUGUAUCUCAAACCAAUUGAGUUAAUCACGAAAGGAGCACGUUAUGAGACCAAUGAUAGUGGACUCUAUCAAACAAUCUCUCUUUUACAAGAACAAUGUCAACGGCAUAUUUCACAAUUGCCCAAACGUGCUCAAUUAUUUUCCUAUUCGCACGAACAAUUUCAUCCUCCACCGAAUAUAUCGGGUGUCGUCGAUGUUGCUGAUCUUGAAAUUUCGAUCUUACUCGUCGAUUUACUAACAUUGAAACAUGAAAAUAAUGAAUUACGUUGGACGAAUGAUCGUUUCAUUCGAGAGACCAAGCUUUAUAAGAGUCGACUCGCCGUAUUGGAAUUAACCAACAGAUACUUCGAUAAAAAUUUCGUUAUCGAAGAUUCUUCAAACGAACUUAUCCAACGUGAAAAAGCACUUCGUUUAUACGUUUAUCGUCUUUCGGAUUUAUUACAAACAACAAGCAAUCAACUUGAAGAACGACAAACAUAUUACGAAACGCUCGUACGUCAAUUGAAAGUUCAACAUAAAGAACUAGUUGCUCAUAUUCGACAAAAUGAUCAUAAAUGA